AGCAUGGGGCUCCCGCGGCCCCAGGACCUGUCUCUCACAAUGGCCACAGGGAGGGUCCUGCUCAUCUCUCUGCUGGUCCUGUCACUGCAGUUGGGCCUCAGCUGGGACUCUGAUGCUCACCAGAAAGCUCCAGUGGCAACAGGAGAGUUCUGGUCUAAGCAGACAGCAGAAGCCGGAGGGACCUGGAGGCUACCACUGGGUGCCCACAGUCUCCAUGCCCGCCUGCGCCGAGCCCUGGCCGGUUCAUGCCAGCUAUGGAGUCUGACCCUGCCUGUGGCUGAGCUGGGCUUGGGCUACACCUCAGAGGAGAAGGUCAUCUUCCGUUACUGCGCUGGCAGCUGCCCCAGAGGUGCACGUACCCAGCAUGGCCUGACGCUAGCCCUGCUGCGGGGUCAGGGCAGAGCCCAUGGUGGGCCCUGCUGCCGGCCCACCCGCUAUGCCGAUGUGGUCUUCCUCGAUGACCGCCACCACUGGCAGCAGCUGCCCCAGCUCUCAGCGGCUGCCUGUGGCUGUGGCUAG
Messenger RNA from Castor canadensis (American beaver), 519 nucleotides. RefSeq names its product persephin (gene Pspn). Gene Ontology annotation, molecular function: receptor tyrosine kinase binding; growth factor activity; glial cell-derived neurotrophic factor receptor binding. The record is from RefSeq and is a predicted model, not a curated record. NCBI's taxonomy places the organism in Eukaryota, Metazoa, Chordata, Mammalia, Rodentia, Castoridae.